AUGGCUACCUCUUAUGAAGCGUUCUCCGGCAGCUUCAAAUGUGCACUAAUUCAACUAAACCCCAAGCCUCUUGACGCAGAACAUAAUUUUACAACAGCUUCAGCUCACAUCCGCGAAGCAGCUGCACAAGGGGCAUCCUUAGCUGUGCUGCCAGAAUACCAUCUCUCGGGAUGGACACCGGAAGAUCCGGGCUUUGCCACCCUUGCAAAAACGGCGUAUCAAUAUGUCUCUAAGUAUCAGGAAUUAGCCAAAGAGCUCAAAAUCAACAUUGUCCCAGGUACUAUCGUCACAAUUGAACCGACCUCAGAAAAUGCGACAGUAGAAUCAAAUGGCACUGGACCAGCGGCAACAGCAUCCACCGGCUCCCAUCCACCAGCACUGCUCAACAUCGCUCCCUUCAUCGCCUUCACUGGCGAGGUCCUAGGCUCAUACACCAAAGCGAAUCUUUGGAUUCCCGAACGCAGCGUCUUGACAUCUGGACCUGACUCUGUGCGUCAAGCCGCCGCCGCGCGCCCAGCACCACAGCACCACACCCACGCCACGGACGAAGGCCCACCGAAACCACAUACCGUGAUUGAAACGCCGCUCGGUCCCGUCGGCAUCGUCAUCUGCUGGGACCUGGCGUUUCCGGAGAGCGUUCGCAGCCUCGUGCGACAGGGCGCGCGGAUCAUCAUCAUCCCCACGUUUUGGACCAAGGAUGACCUUACCCCCGAAGCACGCAACUACGGCCCAGACGUGGAUGCGCAGUUCCUCAAGGCGGCGCUCGUGACACGCUCGUUCGAAAAUACUUGCGCGGUCAUCUUCUGUAAUGUGGGUGGGCCGGUGGAAGAAGGGUAUACGGGCCUCAGCCAGGUCGUGUUGCCGCUGGUUGGUCCUGUGCAGGGUUCUUUUGAGGAUAGUGAGGUCGGAAUGCGGAUUGUGGAUGUCGACAUGAGGGCUGUUGAUGUGGCGGAGGAGAAUUAUAAGAUAAGAGAGGAUCUCGCCAGUGAUAAUUGGCAUUAUGGCUACAGUCAUGAGAGGUAA
Messenger RNA from Exophiala bonariae, 1023 nucleotides. RefSeq lists its product as uncharacterized. Bases 1 to 1023 code for a protein of 340 amino acids. NCBI's taxonomy places the organism in Eukaryota, Fungi, Ascomycota, Eurotiomycetes, Chaetothyriales, Herpotrichiellaceae. The record is from RefSeq and is a predicted model, not a curated record. The transcript is spliced from 2 exons. Gene Ontology annotation, molecular function: beta-ureidopropionase activity.